Euleptes europaea (tarantolino) is the source of this 1089-nucleotide messenger RNA. RefSeq names its product transmembrane protein 129, E3 ubiquitin ligase (gene TMEM129). Gene Ontology annotation, cellular component: endoplasmic reticulum; membrane. Gene Ontology annotation, biological process: protein ubiquitination. NCBI's taxonomy places the organism in Eukaryota, Metazoa, Chordata, Lepidosauria, Squamata, Sphaerodactylidae. Gene Ontology annotation, molecular function: ubiquitin protein ligase activity. The record is from RefSeq and is a predicted model, not a curated record. The transcript is spliced from 4 exons. Bases 1 to 1089 code for a protein of 362 amino acids.
AUGGCGAGCCCCGGGGCGGCCUUCUCGCUGGCCUACGGGGUGUUGUCGGCGUGCUUCGUGUUCCCGCCGGACGAGUUCCGCGCGGCGGGGCUGACGGUGUCGGCGCUGCUGGGCGGGCGGCUGGGCAGCGAGGACGCCGCCUUCGUGCAGCACCACCUGCGCAGGGGCGCCGCCACCCUCCUGGCCCACGCCCUCCUGCCCCUCGGUUACUAUGCCGGCAUGUGCUUUGCCACACCUGAGAAACAGCUCUUCAAUUUUUACCAGGCCCCCGAGGGUUGGCGAGUCUUCUUCCUAUUGGCUGUUCUUGCCCCGACAGCUGCCGGGCUCUUGACAUAUUACUGGUCCCGAAACGAUUGGAAUAACCACCCCUUGGUCAGGACGAUUUCUUUUUACGCGCUCCCCCAGUCCGGUUGGAGGGCCGUCGCGUCUUCCAUCAACACGGAGUUCCGGAGGAUCGACAAGUUCGCUACCGGGGCUCCCGGAGCACGAGUGAUUGUGACGGACACCUGGAUCAUGAAAGUGACCACAUACUCUUUGUGUGUGGCCCAGCAGCAAGACAUCGAUCUCGCGGUGGUGGAAUCGAGACAGCACGAACUCUUGCCAGACUCUAACAUGCCUGCCCAGUUCCUCACCAUCCGGGUUGCCAGCGUUAACCCCCACGUGAAGCCUUUCAAUAUCCGCUUGAAUUCGACAGAAUACGGGGAACUGCGAGAGAAGCUUCACGCUCCAAUCCGUAACGCCGCCAACGUAGUGAUCCAUCAGAGCCUCACCGACUUGUUUCUGGAAACCUUUACCUCGCUGGUGGAGACGAAUCAGCCCUACGUUCUUCCUAGCAACCAGGAGCUGGAGCCAUGCAUCGGGUGUAUGCAGAACAGUGCAAACGUCAAGCUUCUGAAGAACUGUCAAGAGCCUCGCGAAGGGGAGUGCCAGCAAUGCUAUUGCCGUCCCAUGUGGUGCUUGACCUGCAUGGGCAAAUGGUUUGCCAGUCGGCAGGACCAGCAGCACCCAGAGACCUGGCUGUCGAGCCAUGUGCCUUGCCCGACCUGCAGAGCCAAAUUCUGCAUUUUAGAUGUUUGCGUGAUACAAUGA